CCCAGCCCAACCCUCCGUCGUGGAACCGGUGGUCCUUGGGUGUCCCCGCCAGUGCUACUUACCGCCUCGCCUCGCGAUCGCGUGCGAUAAUUUGUCAUUACCCCUGGGCCUGGCAGAACGGAAUACCUGCGCCAAAUUGCGCGCUCCAACCUCUUUUAAACCGAAAGGCGCCCCAUACUGCGCCUCGCUCCCUCGUCCCGCCUCUGCUUCUUUGCCAUGCUCACAGAAGCGAAGAACGUAGCCACAAAAGCGGCGAAACGCGCCGUCGGUCACCCCAAAGAUCCUGUUCCCGUGGUGACCGUCGACCAUUGGGUCCGUCGUCUGUCCCCGGACCCGAAACGAGAGGCCCUCGACUACCUACGGAGUCUGUUCCCCAUAUUCGGCUGGAUCACCAGAUACAAUCUCGGCUGGUUAACGGGAGAUGUCAUCGCUGGCCUCACCGUCGGUAUUGUCGCCGUUCCCCAGAGCAUGUCCUACGCUAAGCUCGCGACACUCCCUGCCGAAUACGGGCUCUAUUCCACCUUUGUCGGCACUCUGGUCUACUCGCUCUUCGCGACGUCCAAGGAUGUCUCGAUCGGUCCGGUUGCCGUCAUGUCGCUGACAGUCUCGCAAAUUAUCGCCUAUGUCAACGACCAUCAUCCAGGCGUUUGGGCGUCGACGCAAAUCGCGACCACUCUCGCGUUCAUCUGCGGCUUCAUUGUUCUGGGCCUCGGUAUCCUUCGGCUCGGGUGGAUCGUCGAGUUCAUUCCCGCACCUGCUGUCAGUGGGUACAUGACUGGCUCCGCCAUCAAUAUCGUCGCUGGUCAAGUUCCUGGCCUGCUCGGCUUGACAGGUUUCAACACUCGUGCAGCCCCAUACCGGGUCAUCAUCGACACGCUUAAACAUCUACCGCAGACCAAGCUGGAUGCCGCCUUCGGGAUCACCGGUCUGGUGUGCUUGUAUCUGAUCCGCUUCGCGUGCGUGUACUUCACAAAGCGGCUCCCGCAUCGACAGCGACUGUUCUUCUUCAUAUCGGUCUUCAGGAACGCCUUCGUGAUCAUCAUUCUUACGAUUGCGUCCUGGCUGUUCACCCGGCAUCGGGAGACGAAGGCUGGCAAAUACCCGAUCAGUAUUUUGGGAAACGUUCCUCGGGGCUUCCAGCACCUCGGCGCUCCGAAGAUCGAGAAGGACCUCGUUACCGCACUGGCCAGCGAGCUCCCAGUCGCUACCAUCAUCCUGGUGCUCGAGCACAUCGCCAUUUCGAGAUCCUUCGGCCGUGUCAACGGAUAUAAAAUCAAUCCCAACCAGGAGCUCAUCGCCAUCGGCGUGACAAACACCAUCGGUACGCUCUUCGGCGCGUACCCUGCUACUGGUUCGUUCUCCCGCUCUGCCCUGUCCUCCAAGUCAGGAGUGCGCACCCCGGCAGCGGGUAUACUCUCCUCGAUGGUGGUCCUCGUCGCGCUCUACGGCCUGACUCCCGCCUUCUACUGGAUCCCGAACGCGGGUCUUUCCGCGGUCAUCAUCCACGCCGUCGCCGAUCUGGUCGCGUCUCCGCGCCAAGUCUACCACUACUGGCGCGUGUCGCCUCUUGAGUUCAUCAUCUGGGCUGCGUCUGUCCUGGUCACCGUCUUCUCGACCAUCGAAGACGGUAUCUACACCGCCAUCGCGACCUCCGCCGCCCUGCUCCUCGUGCGCCUCGCGCGGCCUCGCGGCUACUUCCUGGGCAAGGUGAAGGUCCGCGGCAGCGAGAAGUCGGACGCGGAGUCGCGCGACGUCUACGUGCCGCUCAACCCGAAGCCGUCGCUCUUGAAGGCUGGCGUGAAGGUCGCGCCGCCCGCCCCGGGCGUCAUCGUGUACCGCUUCGAGGAGAGCGUCCUGUACCCAAACGCGGCGUUGCUCAACACCGUCAUCGUGGACUACGUCAAGGAGAACAUGCGCCGCGGCAGGGACAUCAGCGCGAUCAAGCUCAGCGACCGGUCAUGGAACGAUCCUGGCCCUCGAAACGGUGGAGAUGAGAACGCGGAGAACCUGAAGAGACCCACGUUGCACGCCAUCGUCUUCGAUUUCUCUGGAGUCUCGCAGAUCGAUACCACCGCAAUACAGGCUCUGAUCGACACGAGAACAGAAGUGGAGAGAUGGGCGGACCGGCCGAUCGAGUUCCACUUCGCGACCAUCCUUUCGCCCUGGGUCCGUCGCGCGCUCAUCGCCGGAGGCUUUGGCACCGGUGCCCGCAAUUCGAGCGUGCCUCGAGAGAUCGCCGCCGUCGUCCCCUACCGCGGUGGCCAGGCCCUUGAUCGUGUGGACAAGCCCGAACAAGAUGAGGAGGCCCGCCUUCCGAUCGCCGAGGAGGAGCGCAAGUUUGAAGAGGAGACGUCACCGUUGGACCUCGAAGACACGCCCUUCAUCCACUUCGACCUCAUCAGCGCUGUUCGCUCCGCCGAGGCAGGCUUGCUGGCGCAGCCCGUGCAGACGUCCCGGUCGAGUACGUCGACCCUUUGCAGUAAGCAGAAGGCGGAGAUUGAGGAGCGCGACGCGUAGUUGUAGGUUGCACCGCUCCCGCUGGGUUUAAUGUGAUGACUUGAUGACUAGUUGGUGUAUAAUCAUGAUGUUGCUGCACACACUAUAGCAUUAGAUGCAUGACGCUCAUAAGGAGCUGUACGAUAGUUUAAAGUUACUGACAGUGCCAUUCGAGCCCAUGUAUACCAUAAUAACAUACAAAAGUACUUGCCUUAACGUGAA
This is a messenger RNA of Fomitopsis serialis, 2718 nucleotides long. RefSeq names its product sulfate permease. Bases 217 to 2517 code for a protein of 766 amino acids. Gene Ontology annotation, cellular component: membrane. Gene Ontology annotation, biological process: transmembrane transport. NCBI's taxonomy places the organism in Eukaryota, Fungi, Basidiomycota, Agaricomycetes, Polyporales, Fomitopsidaceae. The transcript has 9 exons. Gene Ontology annotation, molecular function: secondary active sulfate transmembrane transporter activity. The record is from RefSeq and is a predicted model, not a curated record.